Molecule: messenger RNA, 1163 nt
Organism: Ipomoea triloba (trilobed morning glory)
Lineage: Eukaryota; Viridiplantae; Streptophyta; Magnoliopsida; Solanales; Convolvulaceae
Product: non-classical arabinogalactan protein 30-like
Exons: 2
Coding region: 9-815 (268 amino acids)
Source: RefSeq, a predicted model, not a curated record
UAGGAAAUAUGGAAAGUAAGGGCGCCCUUCUACUCUUACUACACAUCUCUUUUGUUGUGCUUAUUGCCUCAUCGUUUACAGUGCUUGCCCUAAACGAUGACAUUCUAAGCACUAACAACAUUGCACAACCGCCUCAUCACACCUCAUUGCCUCCCGCUCCCUCGCCUAAACCGCCGCACAAGCACCGGAACCACCACCACAAACACCCUCUUGCGCCUGCCCCCUCACCACUUCCUCCAAAGCCUCCCACCCACCCCUCACCGCCCCCGCCGCCUCCAAAGGCACCCACUCACCCCUCACCGCCCCCUCCUCCAAAGGCUCCGGCUCACCCAUCACCGCCUCCUCCCAAGGCUCACACUCCCCCUCCACCCAGCUUCCACCACUCACCACCGCCACCGCCAUCUCCCACAGUUCCAAAGAAAAAACCCAUAGCUGUCCGUGGGCUUGUUUACUGCAAAUAUUGCAAGUAUAGGGGCAUUGAUAACCUCUACAAAUCUACACCUAUCAAAGGAGCUGUAGUGAAACUAGCAUGCAACAACACAAAGUACCAUCUAUCUGAGACCACAACCACGGACAAGAAUGGGUUCUUCUUGUUCUACAUGCCAAAGAUAGUGAGCAGCGCAGGCUACAGAAAGUGCAAGGUGUAUUUGGUCAAAUCUCCCUUGACCCAAUGCAGUGUGAAGACCAACUACAAACUUGGCAAAGCCGGAGCUCCGUUGAUCCCCACUCCACUGAAAAAACCAGCGCCGUAUAACCUCUACACCGUCGGCCCUUUCGCAUUCGAACCUUCCAAGAAGGUUCCUUGCCCACGUUAAUGAGACUCAUGCAUGCAUGCAUGUUAUGUUGUAGCGUUGUUCUAAUUUCUGAGGAGUAAUCUUUUUUUUUUUUUUUUGUUUAUUUUGGGUUGAUGGUGUCAUAGUGUGAAAGAACUUGCGUUGUAGACUUGUUGUAAUGAUGUAGUGUCUCUACGAAUAAAGAAGUUAGAUUAAUAAAUGAAUAAAUAUGGGCUUCGGAGGGAGAGUCCAGUUGGUCGAUCUGUAUUAAACCAGGUCCAAUGAUUUGCAAGUUGUUAUGCCUGGAUGAUAGAUCCGGACAUCCGGUCUACUUUGCAAUGUGGACCUAAGUCCAGUGUACAAUUUUAAAAUUCAAUGUUCAUAAUUUUA